This is a messenger RNA of Thalassophryne amazonica, 5952 nucleotides long. RefSeq names its product 1-phosphatidylinositol 4,5-bisphosphate phosphodiesterase beta-4-like. NCBI's taxonomy places the organism in Eukaryota, Metazoa, Chordata, Actinopteri, Batrachoidiformes, Batrachoididae. The transcript has 40 exons. The record is from RefSeq and is a predicted model, not a curated record. Gene Ontology annotation, biological process: phosphatidylinositol-mediated signaling; lipid metabolic process. Bases 187 to 3960 code for a protein of 1257 amino acids. Gene Ontology annotation, molecular function: calcium ion binding; phosphatidylinositol-4,5-bisphosphate phospholipase C activity.
CGAGACGUGGUACCACAGCAGCGGGACGGGCAGCAGACACACAGAGGGACACGGGAUUAAACUGCGCCUCCGCUCAGGCCAAGACAUGAGUUUCUCCCGCUGAAGGUUUUUGGUAUUGAACUGAGUGGCCCAGUGCUGUCUUCCAGUAUUUCCCAUCGGUUUUCUGUCACCUGUUUGUGAGCAGCCAUGACAAAGUCCUACGAGUUCAACUGGCAGAGGCACCUGCCUGAGUUCAUGCAGGAAGGGGCUUCCUUUGACAGGUUCGAUGAGGACCCAUACAUGUUUGAACCUAAUUGUCAGAUGAAGGUGGAUGAAUAUGGAUUUUUCAUCACCUGGAAGAGUGAGGGAAAGGAAGGCCAAGUUCUCGAGUGUUCCCUUAUCAACAGUAUUCGCGUUGGAGCCGUACCAAAGGACCCCAAGAUAUUGUCUUCAUUUGAGGCUAUUGGAAAGACUGAGGCAGACUUGGAGGGCUGCAUCAUCUGCAUCUGCAGCGGCGCCGAUCUCGUCAACCUCAACUUCAUGUUCAUGGUGGCUGAGAACCCAGACACAGCUCGGAAAUGGAUUGAGGGUUUGCGGUCAGUGAUCCACAACUUUAAGGCAAACAAUGUCUGUCCGAUGACCUGCCUGAAGAAGCAUUGGAUGAGAAUGUGCUUUCUGACCAAUGUCAAUGGAAAGAUUCCUGUGAGAGGAAUUACACGGACAUUUGCGUCAGGGAAGACAGAGAAGGGGAUCUUUCAGGCUCUAAAGGAUCUGGGUCUUCCUAGUGGAAAGAAUGAUGAGAUUGAACCAGCUGAUUUCACCUUCGACAUUUUCUACGCCCUCACACAGAAGAUCUGCCCUCGCACAGAUUUAGAAGAUCUAUUUAAGAAGAUCAAUGGGAACAAAACUGAUUAUUUAACAGUAGACCAGUUAGUCAGCUUUCUGAAUGAAAACCAGCGUGACCCUCGCUUAAACGAGAUCCUGUUCCCUUUCUACGACCCCAAGAGAGCAACGCAGAUCAUCCAGAAAUACGAGAGGGACGAAGAGCUGAAGAAGAAAGGCUGCAUGUCUAGCGACGGAUUCUGUCGCUACCUGAUGUCAGAUGAAAAUGCUCCGGUUUUUCUGGACCGGCUGGAGCUGUACCAGGAAAUGGACCAGCCGCUGGCACACUACUUCAUCAGCUCGUCCCACAACACCUACCUGACAGGCCGACAGUUUGGAGGAAAGUCUUCUGUGGAGAUGUACCGCCAAGUUCUGCUGUCAGGAUGCAGAUGUGUGGAGCUUGACUGCUGGGACGGGAAAGGGGAGGACCAAGAGCCGAUCAUCACUCAUGGCAAGGCCAUGUGCACGGACAUCCUGUUCAAGGAUGUUAUCCAAGCCAUCAGGGAGACAGCGUUCAUCACGUCAGACUAUCCUGUUAUCCUGUCUUUUGAAAACCACUGCAGUAAACCGCAGCAGUACAAGAUGGCCAAGUAUUGUGAGGAGAUCUUUGGUGACCUCCUCCUUAAACAGCCUCUGGAAAACUUCCCAUGUUUUGUUUUCCAGAUUGAAGCUGGCCGUCCGUUACCUUCACCAAAUGACCUCAAACGUAAAAUCCUGAUUAAAAACAAACGCUUGAAACCAGAGGUUGAACAGAAGCAGCUAGACUCGUUCAAGAAACACAUGGAGGCAGGAGAGACCAACACGCCGGCCAUCAUAAUGGGAGAGGAGAACGAAGACGACACGGAGAACGGUCAAGUCAAUGACAGCCUGUGUUUAGGUACAGGAGAGAAGGAUGCAGAUGACAAGGACUUGAAUUCAGACGCGCCCAGCAGUCUGUCAGAGGCACCGAGUGAGAAAGACGCCAACAGCAUUUCACAGAGUAAUGCUGUCAGCUCGAGGAAAGAGGAACAACAAAGCAACAGUAUCAAAAAGGUGGUCGACGAUGAAGUGACAGAAAUGUCCGAGGCCACAGAAGGAACAGACAUCACUGACGUCUCUGAAGUGUCUGACCAAGACAAUAACAAGAAGGGUGUAGAGGUGCCAGAAGACUCUGAGGAGGCACUGAUAGCUCAGUACACCUACGUGGGAGCCACAACGAACAUCCAUCCCUACCUCUCAGCCAUGGUUAACUACGCUCAGCCCGUCAAGUUCCAGAGUUUUGACGUGGCAGAAGAGAGGAACAUCCACCAUAACAUGUCAUCUUUCAAUGAGUCUGUCGGACUGGGCUACCUGAAGACCAAUGCCAUCGAGUUUGUCAACUACAACAAGCGUCAGAUGAGCCGUAUCUACCCCAAAGGGGGCCGGGUGGACUCCAGUAAUUACAUGCCUCAGAUCUUCUGGAACGCGGGCUGCCAGAUGGUCUCACUCAACUUUCAGACCCCAGAUUUGGCCAUGCAGCUGAACCAAGGAAAGUUUGAGUACAACGGCUCUUGUGGGUAUCUGUUGAAGCCUGACUUCAUGAGGCGGUCAGACCGAAUGUUUGACCCUUUCUCAGAGACGCCAGUGGAUGGCGUCAUUGCCGCAACGUGCAGCGUACAGGUGUUUUCCGGUCAGUUCCUCUCAGACAAGAAAAUUGGCACGUACGUGGAGGUCGACAUGUACGGGCUGCCAACGGACACCAUCCGGAAGGAGUUUCGCACUCGUAUGGUGAUGAACAAUGGUCUGAACCCUGCCUACAAUGAAGAACCCUUUGUCUUCAGGAAGGUGAUAUUACCAGAUCUGGCCGUGUUGCGCAUCGCCGUCUACGACGACAACAACAAGCUGAUUGGCCAACGCAUCCUGCCUCUGGACGGCCUCCAGGCCGGAUACCGACACAUCUCUCUGAGGAACGAGGGCAACAAGCCUCUGUCGUUACCGACCAUCUUCUGUCAGAUCAUCCUCAAGACCUACGUGCCCGACGGCUUCGGAGCUAUUGUGGAUGCUCUAUCAGAUCCAAAGAAGUUCUUGACCAUAGCAGAAAAGAGAGCUGACCAGAUGAAGGCACUGGGGAUUGACACGAAUGACAUAGCGGAUGUUCCCAGUGGAAGCUCAAAGAACGACAAAAAGGGAAAGGGCAGAGGUGACACUGUGAAGGCCAGUGUCACACCACAAGCCAGCUCAGACACCUCACAGACCUCCAACUCUGCCCAGAAUAACACAGCAGAGACCAAGAAGGAUACUGCACUCGUGCCUAAUGUCAGCAUUGAGGACUUGAAACAAAUGAAGACGUAUCUUAAAUUGAUUAAAAAGCAGCAGAAGGAUCUGAGUGCUUUAAAGAAGAAGCAUUCAAAGGAUCAAAAUAUCAUGCAGAAAGCACACUGCACCCAGGUGGACAAGAUGGUGUCUCUGCAUGACAAAGAGAAGACAACACUGGAUAAACUAGUGGAGAAAGCAAUGAAAAAACGAGGUGAAAACAACUGCCAGGAGCUGAAGAAGGAGACGGAGGAUAAGAUCCAAACGCUGAUCAGCGAACACAAAGCCAAGGUGAAGGAGAUCACAGCACAGCACACUAAAGAGUGGUCAGAGCUGAUCAGCAGUCACAGCAGCGAGGAGCAGGAGAUGAAGGACAGCCACGUCACGCAGCAGUGUGAGCACCUGAAGAAACUCCUGACCAAUGUUCAGGAGCAGCAGACCGCGCAGCUUAAACUCAUCCACGAACGGCAGAGCAAAGAGAUGCGCGCCAACCAGGCCAAGAUGUCCAUGGAAAACAGUAAAGCCAUCAGCCAGGACAAGACCAUCAAAAACAAGGCGGAGAGAGAGAGGAGAGUGCGGGAGUUAAACAGCAGCAACACCAAGAAGUUCUUGGACGAGAGGAAACGGCUGGCCAUGAAGCACCAGAAGGAGAUGGAACAGCUUGAGAAGAACCAGAGAGAACAGGUGGAGAAACUGGAGAAGUUCAAUGAGCAGCUUUUGAAAUCACACCAUGCAAACAAACAGGCUGAAGGCCAGGGAUAUGCAGCAGAUGGUGAAGUUGGAGGAGGAGAUGGACCGCAGACCAGCGACGGUGGUGUGAGCGACUGAGAGCGAGACGCAGACACGCAAACGCAACAACACACAUGCAGUUGCAGAGACACAUCACGAUUACCCCACAGCCCAGAGACCUUCAGCCCUCCUACGUUACUGUAUUUUUUUCCUGUCAUGUGGCUAAUAUUUUCUCUCUAUGUUCACGUCCCCGCCCCUCCGUUUGUGUUUGUUCACUCACCCCGGCUGCUAGCGUCAGAGCGCACAACCAUUGGUGCCUGUCACUGAUUGACAGGUGGUUCAACCGCUUACCGGAAGACAAUUUUAUUUGAUUACCUUGAAGACAGGCGCAUCCCCUCCUCCACUGCACACAUGGAAACACACAAACCGCAGCAUUUCAUGGAUCUACACACAUACACAUGUUCUCCGGUCCCAUCCUCAGCGCUUUGGAAGGGAUCGGUCGUCAUGAUGAUGACGAUGUCCAAUAUGUAGCAGUGCACAUGCUUUCUGUAUUUUACUGAAGAAUGUAUUUUUAAAAAAAAGAAAAGGGAAAAAAAAAACACUGUGGGUAGAAGGGGGAACCUCCAUGUUUUAUUAUUAUUAUUUUGAGUCAGAAGACCGUAAGGGAUCCCGUUUUCUCAGACCAGUUUUAAUUAGGAAAUCUUGUGUUUUUCGGUUUUCUUACAAAGCAGAGCAGCAGAGUGCAAACCUCUGCCAACGACCAACAAUGGGAUGAUGUGUGAAAAUUAGGAAUGAAAACAAAAUGUAAAAAAUAUUGUUUUUUGUUUUUUUUUUUUAUCCGAGGCAAAGAUGUUGUUCUGAUAGAGUGCUAAGAAUUGACUGUCCUUUACUUUUAUAGGUGAAUUCUGUCCCGUAGUUUUACACGAUCAUCAUGUUCUUUGAUGUCUUUGUAUGUUUACAGCCUAAUGUAGGAUUUCACAAAGUAAUCGGGUUUUUAUUACAAAAAGGUUUGUUACUUUUAUAAUAUGCUACUUAUUAUACUAAUAGAGAUUUUUUUUUUUUUUUUUUUUUGAAAAUCAACACUCAGAAAUUUGUAAAUUGGUGUUUUAUUGACUUGUUUUUGAAGAUAAAAACACCAAAACCACAUAUGCACACAAGCACCGGGGUGCCCAGUAAUGUCUCAAUUGUGAUCACAUUAAAAAAUAAAUAAUUAAAAAAUUCUGAUCCACACGUCUUGGAUCUCCAUCCAGAACAGGACCAAAAUCUGUGACCCGCACACAUGACAAAAGUUACAUUUUUCUCCUGAAUUUUAUUUUCAUGUCUUUAUCUUGCAACAAGAUUCCCACUAAUAUUAAAAAGAGAAUUAUUAUUAUUAUUAUUAUUUGGCAGUCCUGGACACAAAUAAUUCUCCUUGGCAGAGGUAAUUGCAUGGAGCAAUUGGCUGUAUUUUUUCCAAAAUGUACUUCAUUUUACUGCAGUAAAACUCUUUAAUUUGAGUCAAAAACUGCAUACAAGAAACCUAGAAGAAACCACACAUGCAUGCUGCAAGCAGCAAAUGUGCAUACAAUUCCUGAUUUACACUUUACACCAGUCAGUAUCAUCAUUUAAUUUGUAAAAAGGUUUGCUGUUUUACAACGACAGCGUCUAAAACAAACAUUGACAUGUUUUGUGUUUGUUUUCAACGUAGCUAUGAAGAUGCUCCCUUAUUAGCUUCUCCACUGUAGUUUAGUGACUACACGCUGCCGUUCCUCACCGCUCUGUUUUGUUUGUAAUAAAUCUUACGAGGCGCUCGGCUCAUCGCGGCAUCGCCAGAACAGUUGACAGAUAACGCUUCAACAAACGAGUAAACUUUUCGUUUUGUGAGGCGACAGCUGGUUUGAGGAAAUGUUUUCCAGGCGACACUGCUGUAAGGAGAAAAUACUGCAAAGAGAAAAGAGAAACGUGCAAUGUCAAAGUACUGUGUGAAGUACUUCUGUGGGUACUGAAGUAUUUUCCUGGUAUUCCCAACACUUGAGCUUUUAUUUGCAACAAUGAUGAUAAAACGCACCAAAUGGGUGGUUAAAAGCACCUGUGAGUCCUUUGACCUUUUUU